Molecule: messenger RNA, 673 nt
Organism: Ixodes scapularis (black-legged tick)
Lineage: Eukaryota; Metazoa; Arthropoda; Arachnida; Ixodida; Ixodidae
Exons: 5
Coding region: 35-673 (212 amino acids)
Biological process (GO): symbiont-mediated perturbation of host defenses
Molecular function (GO): amine binding
Source: RefSeq, a predicted model, not a curated record
CUCAUCUGAACCUGCUGAACAACUAAUUAUUGGGAUGGCGAAGAGAUCCCUCAUCAUUAUAUUUUCUUUGUUUGCCUACAUUAUCUCGGAUGAAAAUCAACUUCAGAAGCAGGAGAAUGAUUCGGCGUACAAAGAGCACCAGAAUGUCGAAAAUAUGAUCAGGCAGCUACCAACCUUAUAUAUGCUUUAUAGAACGUACACCACGAGCAAAAAUUACGAAUGUCUGUAUAUCAAAUUUGGUAAAAAAAGUGAAUCGACGUAUCCGGCCACCACUCUGGGAUACAAGGUGCCAACUAACAGUCAUGCGGAGACCAAAAAAGUCACAGUAACUGUCAAGACAACGCCGUAUCCAAAGUCGACAGACAAACACGCCACACGGACUGCUCCAAACACUUUAUUUUACGGAAACGCAGACGAAGAAGAAUCCCAAGAUAACACACAGCAUGAUUACUACCUAAUAUAUGCUGACAGUAAUAUAUGUGCCGUGAUGAGAAACCCCCAACAAGACGGAGGCUAUGGUUGCGAAAUGUUCGUCGGUAACUCUUCUUCACAACCGUCACAAAUGUGUGAAACGAUGUAUUCGAGUUCAUGUGGAAAUGUUAAAAACACUGUCUGGAAGAGUUUUUGCGACGUAGCGAUUAGGGAAGAGGAGGAGAUUUAUUGGGGGGAUUAG